Messenger RNA from Pediculus humanus corporis (human body louse), 1452 nucleotides. RefSeq names its product Amnionless protein precursor, putative. The coding region runs from base 1 to 1452 and encodes 483 amino acids. The transcript is spliced from 9 exons. Gene Ontology annotation, cellular component: apical plasma membrane; endocytic vesicle. The record is from RefSeq and is a predicted model, not a curated record. Lineage: Eukaryota; Metazoa; Arthropoda; Insecta; Psocodea; Pediculidae. Gene Ontology annotation, biological process: intracellular protein localization; receptor-mediated endocytosis.
AUGUACAAAAUUAUAUUUUUUUUCUUAUUUUUCCUUAAAGCUCAUGGAUUAAAAAUUUGGUUACCCAAUACUGGUAUGAAUAAUACUCAAAAUUGGGAAAAUAAUGAAAUUCCAAAAAAUUGUGAUCAAAUUUAUUUUCCAUCUAAAAGUGAAAUUGCUACUUAUUGGAAUAUUAAAGAUUUAGAAAUUAGUAAUUUGGUUCUAUCAAAAUCAGGAGAAUUAAUUCUAUCAAAUUACAUAAAUCUAUUAUUUAAAGAUAAAGAAAAAUGUCUCAAUGCUAGAAAAAUGAAAUUCACCAGAAACGAUAUUAAAGGUUGGUUGGAUCCAUAUAAUUGGAUGUCUGAUUCGAAUCAAUGGCUUCCACAUUCUGAAAGAGUUCCUUGCACAGGAGAAAUUAUAAAUUUUCCAUCGAUAAAUACAAUUUCAGUACAACUUCCAAGCAUUUUGCUUCCAUAUAAAAGUUUUAACUUUGGUGAACAAGUUUUAAAUGGUGAAGAAUGGCAAGAAUUUUUAAAAACAGAAUUGGGGUAUAUGCUUUUUAAAGGAUCAGACGAAUUGAGAGAAAAGCCAUGGCGUACUGAUGAGAGUUGUUCGAAAGGAAAAAAAUGUACCUGUAUUAGAUCUGCAUACACUUUUAGAGAUGGGAUUUACAAAGAGGUAAAUCGACACAUUUUCCAAGAAGCUGUCUGCUUGUAUGCGAUGCCAAAAUGUAAAAAAGUGCCUUGUUAUUUUCCUGUUGUUCCAGAAGGUCAUUGCUGUGGUAUUUGUGGGGCUGUUUUAAAACUUGAGGACAAAACGAAAGAAGGUUUCGAUUUGAAUGAAAUAAAAAGAAAAGUAAAUGAAGAAAUAAAAAAACAUAAGUUAAAUAAAGAAUUAAAAACUUAUGUGGGUAGAACCAAAGAUGAAAAUAUUCAAAUAGUAAUUUUGGCUGAUGAUUCUGAUGCUACCACUAGUAGUCACUUUCUAUCUAGUGUGAUUGCUCAAAAAUUAAAAGGGCAAAAAUUAAAAUUAAGCAUUUCUCAAUUGUCUGGAUUAGCUUUAUCUAACUACUUAUUUAAUAGUAUUACAGGCAUUAUUUUCGGAACUUUAUUCGGGGUUUUACUUUUAUUCGUCAUUUUGUUUUAUCAAUAUGUAAAAAUACCUCAAAAAAUAAUAAAUAUGGACCAAAAUAAACCAUUUGUUUUUGCAAGAUUUGACAAUGUUUCAAAUGAAGAUAACUGUAAUGAAAAUAUACAUAUUGAAUCUGCAUGUGAUCCUCAAAAUUCCUAUGACACUAACAUUAAGGUAGAGUCAAAAGAGAAAGAAAAAGAAGAUGUCACUCCAGGAAAAUCAAGCUCUCAAGAAUAUCACAAUUUAACUUAUACUGAUUUUGAAAAAAUUGAAAAACCUGAACCGAUAACUAAUGAUAAUUUGUCAGAAUCGGAUGACGACUUCAAAGAAAUUAAGUUAUAG